Mycetomoellerius zeteki is the source of this 2160-nucleotide messenger RNA. RefSeq names its product CUE domain-containing protein 1. The record is from RefSeq and is a predicted model, not a curated record. Bases 1 to 807 code for a protein of 268 amino acids. Gene Ontology annotation, molecular function: ubiquitin binding. NCBI's taxonomy places the organism in Eukaryota, Metazoa, Arthropoda, Insecta, Hymenoptera, Formicidae. The transcript is spliced from 5 exons.
AUGCUCUCGCUGCUGUCACUACUUGAGAAACGUCGGAAGAUUAUUCUCAGUCGCUCCAGAAACUCAACCAUGGCCUCUGCCACGGAGCAGCAGCAGCAACAGCAACAGCAGCAGCAGCAGCAGCAACAAACAACGCUGGAGUUUUAUCAGGCGAUGGCCGAUUUUAAGAACAUGUUUCCACAGAUGGAUGACGAUGUGAUAGAGGCUGUACUGAGAUCCAAUCAGGGAGCUGUGGACACCACAAUCGACCAAUUGCUCACCAUGAGUACUGACAACGAGAACGAGAAAAUUAGGAGCGAGCUGGAGCAGAAGGAAGAGCUUCCAAGCACCGCAAAGUCACCCAAGAAAGACUCGAGCAAAGCAGCGUUAAGAAGCAGUGUUCAAAAAUGGCAGCCUCCACUGUUGGGACCAUUGCCAGACACCUUUUUAAGGCUCCCCCAGCAAAUAUCUGAUGAUGGCAUCGAUUUGGCAUAUUCGCAAGAGAAUACUAUGCUAGAGGACGAGAGGAUCGCUAUGUUUUUGCAGAACGAAGAGUUCAUGGCGGAGCUUCGUUGGAAUGAAGAUUUCCUGUCUACAUUGGAACAUGACUCAAAGCUGGAGAAGUGCAGCAGCCAGACCGGUCACGACGACGAGGAUCUGUUUAAAGAAAGACUGAAAAAUAUGGGCAAACUAUCCCGACGUAAAUUCGCGCAACUUACGAAGGUGUUCACUCGCAGUAAGAAACGCGGCGGCAGACAAUUGUUACCACCGACAGCUUCUUGCGACGAUCUUCUGGAUCCGGAAGAAUCAUCCAAACCUCAAUCCUAAAGAGAGAUUUAUAUCUAUACGAUCCUGCUAGAAUAUUUACUCUUGUUUCUCGUCAUCGUGAGACGGCAAAUUCAACGACGUUUGCAGCUUAAUUUAAAUGUCAUAUGUCACGAAAAGAAGCAUAUCUAUGUCGUGACUUGCGAUAGACGAGAUAACUACGUCAGGGUCGUGUAAGAUAUAAAUUAAUUAGCGAUUCAGGUUUUUAGCUCACUUGAUGGUUGACAAUUAGCUGCAGAGAUAAUGGAAUUACAAGAUUUUAACUUAAAGGUGCGUCAGUGAAACAAAGACUCACCGAAUAGAGUGAAUAUCAAGUAAAACGCUUGAAACUAAUAAAAGAAUUAUCAAAAAACCGUAUCUCGGUAAUUAUGCAGAUAUACGUAGGAAUUAAUUAAUCUUAAAGCAUUAAUCAAUCUUAGUGCGUUAAUUAAUCUUAAUGUAUUUUCUAGUAAAGACGCAGAUCUGUUUCUGAUAAAUUCAGUGUGAUAUUUUACGAUGUUGUGACGUAAAGUUUAUUUUAAUAGAUUUUAUAUUUUGUUGUUGUACGUUGCUUGCGAUUAUCCGUAUUACUAUGUAUUACUGCGUAUUAUUGCGUAUAAUCGUUUGAAGACUGACACAAGAAAGUUUUACAGAAAUCUAUCGAGCGAUAAUCUUGAUAGAAUUUUUUAUCUCUGAUAUUGGAAAAAUACUUAAUUCAAAUUAAUAACAGUCGUCAUUGUUUUACAUAAGCGUGACGAGUAAAACAAAUAAAAUUUUUAUUGUACGCAAAAUACGCAAUAUGUUUUGCUUUCUAGCAUGUACGGCUACGAAAGUAAUUGAUGUUGUAUAUAUAUGUUCAUGUGCAUCGUACGCCGAUAGUGCGUCAAUGUUAAUUAGGCACGAUAGUUUAUUGAAAAUUUAAAAAAGCGCAACAUCGAUCUGGAUUGGAAAGAAAAUGUGAUUCUUUUAAAAAUCCGAUUUUCGAGAAGAUGGAGGUCUGAUCUGGUAAGAUAAACAAUUGAUUCGUUAAGAUAGAGAUGAAAAAUGGGUGAAGGUUUAUGUUAUAUUUUCGUGAAAUCUUGCAUUAUUCUAGAUAAUUUGCUAAAUUCAAAAUUUGAAACACUACACGAAUAUUAGAUGCCUUCAUUCAUUUAUUCUUUCGAUUCUACUUGCGAUUGCAAGUAAUAAUUGCACCUCUUUUAGACGUAAAACCUAGUCAUUCAGUCUAGCCAUUAUUUAUUGAACAAAGCUCUGUUAUUGUAACGAUAUCGUGUGAAUGUAGAAAAUAUUUAUAAAAGUGAUUGUAGACAGUCUAAGUAAUUUACAACAUGUGCUAUGAUGACAAACACGUAUGAGAAUAAAUUGGAAGAGCUGGAA